AAGAUGGAGUGAUGUCUUCCACGCCUCAAUUUCGGUAUCAUCGAUCCCAUUGCGGAGAUUUCGAGGAGCUCGAGCAAAGUCUCAAUCUCAUCGCUCUUCUUCCUUCUUAAUACUCCUUGUUUUUCACUUCUAUUCAGCUAUGAUCUACUAAAUAUCGCACCUUUUUCGUUCUCUAUCCAUCUAUUGAUCUCUAUGGCUAGCGCUUCCGGGCUCGUUUACCACCCUCCUCGAUGCUGUAGGCCGAGAAAGUUGGCUCCUUUUCGCUUCUCCAGAUCCGGAUUUUUCUCUAUUGAGUGGAAUCCGGCGAGGGCUGUGAUAAGAUGCUGUGCUGUGGAGAGUGGUGUGGAGGGAACGGUGUUGGGGGCUGCCCACUCGAAGGCCCGGCUCCCAAGGCUUGUUGGCAUGGGUUCUAAGCUAGUUGGAUGUGGGUCUGCUGUGCCAAAGCUUCUUGUUUCUAAUGAUGACCUUGCGCAAAUUGUUGAGACUUCAGAUGAAUGGAUUUCAGUUCGCACAGGCAUACGUAGUCGACGAGUUCUUUCAGGGAAUGAAACUUUGAAUGGGCUGGCCGUAGAUGCAGCUAAGGGAGCACUUGACAUGGCUCAAGUUGAGACAGAUGAUGUCGACCUUGUUAUUAUGUGCACAUCCACCCCAGAUGAUCUUUUUGGAGGAGGUGCCCGGGUUCAAAGGGAUUUAGGGUGCAAAAAUGCUUGGGCUUUUGACGUUACGGCUGCAUGUAGUGGUUUUGUUAUAGGCCUAAUUACAGCUACUCGCUUCAUCAAGGGAGGUGGCUAUCGGAAUAUUUUAGUGAUUGGCGCUGAUGCACUCUCAAGGUAUGUGGAUUGGACAGACAGAGGUACAUGCAUUCUCUUUGGUGAUGCGGCUGGUGCUGUAUUAGUUCAGGCCUGUAGUGGUGAUGAAGAUGGCAUGCUUGGGUUUGAUUUACAUAGCGAUGGCCAAGGCCAAAGACACCUACACGCAGUCGCCAAGGAUGACGAAACCAAGAUAACAUCAAAUAUGAAUGGCACACCAGUAUUUUCUCCGAAGAAAUCAUCCUACUCUUGCAUCCAAAUGAAUGGCAAGGAGGUAUUCCGCUUCGCUGUUCGCUGUGUUCCACAGUCUAUUGAAGCUGCUCUAGAAGACGCCGGCCUUACUAGUUCCAGUAUAGAUUGGUUGCUACUUCAUCAGGCGAAUCAACGAAUCAUAGAUGCUGUAGCGACUCGGUUACAGAUCCCAUCGGACAAGGUAGUAUCGAAUCUGGCCAAUUAUGGUAACACCAGUGCUGCAUCAAUCCCAUUGGCAUUGGACGAGGCUGUUCGAGGAGGGAAGGUGAAGCCCGGCAACACCAUCGCCACUGCUGGUUUCGGGGCCGGACUUUCAUGGGGUUCAGCCAUCAUUCGGUGGGGAUGAAAACUUGAGUGAAUGACUAAUAGCAAGCAAGCUACCCGGCUUGUUCGAGUUUUGAAUUUUUGUUCUUCUUCUUGUUAUUUUUUAUUUUAUUUUAAUCUGUUCCUUGGUCAUGAUUUCAUUUUUUUUUUUCUUCUUUGGCCUUCAGUCAAGACAUGUUGAGAAAACUGUGGAAAAUUUUCAGUUGUUCUUGUAAUUUCAUUUCAAACUUGUUGGAGCCUUAUGAAUAAUAAUUGAGGUAAUGUAUGAAGAAAA
This is a messenger RNA of Dioscorea cayenensis subsp. rotundata (Guinea yam), 1659 nucleotides long. Its product is annotated as 3-oxoacyl-[acyl-carrier-protein] synthase 3 B, chloroplastic-like. The record is from RefSeq and is a predicted model, not a curated record. Gene Ontology annotation, biological process: fatty acid biosynthetic process. Gene Ontology annotation, cellular component: chloroplast. Bases 193 to 1407 code for a protein of 404 amino acids. Gene Ontology annotation, molecular function: 3-oxoacyl-[acyl-carrier-protein] synthase activity. The transcript has 8 exons. NCBI's taxonomy places the organism in Eukaryota, Viridiplantae, Streptophyta, Magnoliopsida, Dioscoreales, Dioscoreaceae.